GGAAAAGGAGUUAAAUAAGAGUAAUACAGUAUGUUAGAGAGAUAAUAAAGAUGAGCGAGCUGCUCGUACUCGUGCCUUUGGGGCGCGCUUUCUGUCGAUGAUUGAUCCUCACCUUCUCCUCAUUGACAGGCUUCGCUCUAAUCCACUGCUAUGAAGAUGCGUCCUCGAGCACUCAUUCUUUUGGCGCCACUUACUCUGGCUGGGAAAGUGUCCCGGAAACAGCACGCCAUCUCGACAAACCAGGGGCUAUUCGGCAACGUAUUGGCUACCUGUCCGUCAGGCUACGAAGUUUGUGAAGAUGGGUGUAUGCUCUCUGGAGACAACUGCUGCAACGAUGGCACAGGAGAGUCGUGCGAUCGGGGUUACUAUUGCAUACCAGAUUAUUGCUGCCCUAAUGGCGAAGUUUGCGACUGGGGUCCCGCCGAAGACACAUGCGACUUCAUAGAACUCCCCUGUGGCGACAACUGUGUGCCAUGCGGCAACUUUUGCAUGCCUAUUACUGGUACCUGUUGUAGCAGUGAGGGGACAUACUGUCCUGACUUCGGAACUUGCACAAGUGGUGAUACCUGCUGCUACCUCGGCGAUGAUUGCGAAGACAGCGAUGUCGAUUCCACUGCCACGCCCACCUCUAAAGGCCUGGCUACCUCAUCAGUAACUCCAAGUGGUAGUAACGACGGUGAUGGUGAAGCCGAUCAUGGAGACGACCAGACCUCAUAUUCGUUCAUGCCCACCCCUACAGGCUUCAGUUUUCCUACGUUGCCAACAAGCAAUGGUAAUGGCACCUCUAAGACUACACAACCUUCUGUCACUGUCACUCGCACCGCGACAGUCACGACCACUGCCACUCCCUCUUCCAAUACACUCAGCGUUGGACAAGCUGGCGGUUACCGCAGGGCGAAUGGGCUAGCUUUCACCGGCUUCGUAGUGGUCGUUGCACUCUUCGUUUAACAGCACCUUUAGCAUAUAAACACGAGGUGGUUACAAAUGUAUAACCCUGGGUCAUUAGGUAUGAUCGUAUAGUUUGUGGGGAAGACAGCCCGUUUGUCAUAUCGGUAAAACAAAGUUGGAAUAAGCAAUGGCGUUGGAAGGAGGCUUAAGUAAGUUCUUGUUGUAAUUAUACCUUCGAAUUGAAAUAUACACCAUGCUCUCACGCAUCGCUACGCUUAGUUGAGCAUAUCCGUCAAAUACUAUGUUAGUAUAUUUUCAUAGACCCAGGUGUCGU
This is a messenger RNA of Xylaria bambusicola, 1222 nucleotides long. RefSeq lists its product as uncharacterized. NCBI's taxonomy places the organism in Eukaryota, Fungi, Ascomycota, Sordariomycetes, Xylariales, Xylariaceae. The transcript has 2 exons. The coding region runs from base 151 to 948 and encodes 265 amino acids. The record is from RefSeq and is a predicted model, not a curated record.